GUUUAAAAGACAUCUAUCACGUGUUUGUACACAGCAGAGACAAAGACGUCUUGCAGACAUACGUUUGCUGCCUGGACACAUCUUGCAGAUAUAAAUGCAUACGUCAAAUAGAUGUCUCUGUGAUGUACGUGUGCUGUCAGGGAGGCGACUUCAGAAAAACUCAAAAACGCUCAGUUUGGCGUAACAUAAUAUAGAAAUAGCUUCGAUAAUUGCAGCCAAUCAGUAACUUGAAAUGGUAAUGGUAUCUGCUACAUCUUUAUUGGGAUAGUCUCUUAAAAGAUACUCUACUAUUAACUAUAAAUACUCUACUGACUAUAAAUGUCAAUUUAUUCUAACCUUUACUCUACCGGUCUACUCAUACUGUGCUAACAAAGCUAGUAGAGUAUUGCAACGCUACUUAAGCGUUAUUAAAAUAAAGUGAAACCAAGAUCUCUUAAUCUGGAAAGCAUCUGCCGUGUACAAACAUCUGCCAAACGUCUUUCAGAUGUCGGUUUUACAUACAUUCUUAAUCAUAAGCGUCUUAAACACAUCUACUAAACGUCUACUUGACGUCUGAUAGGAAACGUCCAAUAGAUGUAUGAGCAAAUUAGCAAAAUGAGCUCUAAAAAGCCGAGGUCAAACAGACGUUUCCUAGAUGUACGUGUGCUAUCAGGCUCAGCGUUGUUCAGAAAAGUGUUGCUUUUCACAUUUGCACGUUUAUUCGGUCACGAUCGAAGCUUCAGUUGUCACGCCGCAGGAAUGCAACACUCCGAUUACGCAAUGCGCCGGGUCGUGUUUCCACCUCAAAACUGACAUACCCUCGUUUUAUGUUUACAGCGGACAGAGAGAGAGACGCGAGACAAAGCAGCCCGAGGGAAGCUUUGGACUCCCAGAGACAAAGAGGAGACAGAAAGCGUACUUUGAGGACAAGGGGCCCUCGUGGGCAUCCAGUCGCGUCUUUUUUUGCUGUGGAUCUGUGGGUGUGAGGUUGUGCGUCAGAGGGAGGUGUGUUGUGGUACGAUCAGCUGUGGCGAGAUGGGGACAGUCAGUCCGGCUCUGUUGCAGCGGGGGCCACAUUACGCCGGCUUCUCCUGAGUUAUGCUCCUCUUCAAAACUCGAGUACAGAUCCAACUAUGAGCCCACAGAGGGAUACGCCUAAAAAAUGACAGAACGACAAAUGGCUUCUACUGAAAGGAGCCUACGUAUCCAGGCUGAUGACGACCUGAAGUCUAUGUUCGUUGGCGCAGUGAUGAGAAAAAUCAAGUCUCGCACGUGGAAGAAGCAGCGUUACUUCCGGCUACAAGAAGACUGCAUGACUAUUUGGUACAAGAGCAAAAAAGCAGGAAAUGCACACUCCACGUUUUCUGUGGGUGAUGUGGAAGCUGUGCGGGAAGGGCACCAAUCUGAGGUCCUGCUCAGCAUUGCUGACGAGUUCCCGCCUGACCGCUGCUUUACCCUUGUGUUUCGUGGUCGAAGAGGCAACUUGGACCUAGUGGCCGAAUCAGCAGGGGAAGCGCAAUCAUGGAUUAAAGGGAUACGCAAACUCAUUGAUAACCUGGAGAACAUGGGGCAGAGAGAGAAACUAGACCAAUGGAUCUGUGAUUGGUUUAAAAAGGCAGACAAAAACAGAGAUGGACGGAUGAACUUUAAAGAGGUCCGAGAUCUGCUGAAGAUGAUGAAUGUGGACAUGAACGAGCAUCACGCUCUUCGACUCUUUACGAUGGCAGACAAAACUCAAUCAGGAGCUCUUGAAGAUGAUGAGUUUGUGCUGUUCUAUAAAAUGUUGACUCAGCGCGAGGAUGUCCUGCGAGUGUUUCAGGAAUAUUCAGGUGAUCGGCAGAAGUUAACACUCCAGGAUCUGAAAGAUUUCCUACGGGAGGAGCAGCUACACGAGGACGGAGUUCAGCAAUAUGCACUUAAACUCAUUGAAUGUUAUGAACCUUCAGAUACAGCAAGAAUGCUACAAGCGAUGACGUUUGAUGGUUUUCUGAUGUACCUGAGCUCACCAGAAGGCUCUAUCUUCAACCCCACUAUGGUGGAACUCUACCAGGACAUGACUCAGCCUCUUUGCCAUUACUUCAUAUCAUCAUCUCAUAACACAUACCUUCUGGAAGACCAAAUCAGAGGACACAGCAGUGUGGAAGGCUACAUACGGGCACUUAAACGUGGCUGUCGAUGUGUAGAAGUGGACUGCUGGGAUGGACCAAAUGGAGAACCAAUUGUCUACCAUGGACACACAUUCACCUCCAAGAUCAUCUUCAAGGAUGUUGUCACUGUGCUGGGCAACUAUGCAUUCAAAGCAUCGCAGUAUCCUGUCAUCCUGUCCAUUGAGAACCACUGCAGUGUAGAGCAGCAGAAAGUCAUGGCCCAACACCUCACCCACAUCCUGGGAGACAAGCUGUUGAAAAGCCCUUUAGAUGGAAAGAUUCCCACCGGCCUCCCGUCUCCUGAGGAUCUGAAAGGGAAGAUUCUGUUGAAAGGAAAGAAGAUAGGUGGAUUAGAGGAUAGCAUGAAUGGGGUGGUGGAUGACCCUUUGAUGGGAGAAGUGAGCGACGAAGAGGAGACUGCUGAAAUUGACGAUGACCAUCAUCGCAGUGACAGCAUACGGCAUAGAGUCAAGAAAUCCAAGCAGCGUCUCUCUAAAGAGCUGUCGGACUGUGUGGUUUACUGCAAGAGUGUCCACUUUAGCGGCUUUAAACAGUCACGAAUUCACUCCAAGUUUUACGAGAUCUCCUCCUUCACAGAGUCUAAGGCCCGGAAACACAUAAGGGAGGCAGGAGCGGAGUUUGUUCUCCAUAAUGCUCGUCAACUGAGCCGGGUUUACCCCAGUGGUUUGAGAACUGACUCAUCCAACUUCAACCCACAGGACAUGUGGAACUCAGGGUGCCAAAUUGUUGCUCUGAACUUUCAGACCGCAGGGGUUGAGAUGGAUCUGAACGAUGGCUUAUUCAGUCAGAACAGACGCUGUGGCUACGUACUGAAACCAACAUUCAUGCGCAACAUUGACGUGAGGUUUGAUCCAGAAAACCCCCAAAACGAAGGCUACAAGCCACUUAGCCUGUCUAUUCAGGUAAUCAGCGGCCAGCAGCUUCCCAAAGUAAACAUCAAGGAGGGCUCAAUCAUUGAUCCCCUCGUUCGGGUGGAAAUUCACGGCGUACCACUGGACCAGGCCAAGCAGGAAACCAGAUACAUUGACAACAACGGUUUUAACCCAGUAUGGUACGAUACGCUUCAGUUCACAAUUCACGUCCCUGAAUUAGCGCUGGUUCGGUUCGUCGUGGAAGACUACGAUAAAACAUCAAAGAAUGACUUUGUGGGACAGUUCACUCUCCCUUUCACCUGUAUUCAGCCAGGAUACCGUCACAUUCAUCUCCUGUCUAAGGACGGCACCAGCAUACCUCCUUCCUCACUAUUCGUUAAUGUCCGGAUAGCUAAACUAACAUAAACUAACCAAGUUUAAAGCUGUCUUACACUCAUACGUGCACAAAAUAAAGAAAAAAAGCGCAACAAUUUCAAGUCUUCCCAGUCGACGCUUGUUUUCAGAAGGCUGACAUUAUAAUAAGUAAAGUAAAAAUGUAUUAAACACUGACAAUGUAAAAUUCAAAGGUAAAUUUGUGUUGCUAGAUUUAGUUAAUUUGUACGCCAAAUAAUUUUAUAGUUAUUUUAUUGUUAUUAAGAUUUGUGUGAUUGUAAGGAGCUGUAUCUAAAUAUAACUUCAAUACGAUACUUCAGGUUGUGUUUAACUUUAAAAGGAAAAUAGAAACUAUAUCUGCAUAAGGAAUGAAUCCUAAUUUGGUUUGUAUUAACUAAACGCAUUCAGUGUGACCUGGAUAUUUCACAUGAGUCAUUUUUUACCUUGCAUGACAACUCUUUACAUCUUGCUUUACGUAUUUAAGCAAUAUUUCAAUAGAAAUAGUUUUGAGGUUUUUUUUUUUUCUUUUUAACCGUACCACUACAUUUCAGUAGUACUCGCAGUGGUGUGUGUUAACUGCUCUUUUAAAAUAAAGCACAAAGAUAAUGGGCUCAAGGGCUCAAUUACUUUGGCCCUGAAGUACCUCAGGGGCCAGACUCAGUUACACAGAGAUACAAGAAGGAGGGCAGUGAAAAUGACCCCAUCUGUUACCGCCUCCAUCUACCCGGACACGGUAUACCAUCAUUUUGAAAUACACCCUUAAAAUGCACCUAAGAUGUAUAAAAGAACUUAAAGUAGAUUAUUCUGAAUCAUGUCAAGGCAUUUGUUAAGUCAAAUGUAUGCUGCUGGACUAAUAGUGUUAUAUUUUUGUAUUUCUAAGCUGCGUAUGAGCUGGAUCUAUAUACUGUUUUUGUAAUAUUGUUCAGUAACUAUCUGUCUGUUUUGCUUGUAUAUAUAUGUACGUAUGUAUUUAUUUGCCAUAUUCAUUAAAGGUAAUUUUG
Molecule: messenger RNA, 4392 nt
Organism: Puntigrus tetrazona (Sumatra barb)
Lineage: Eukaryota; Metazoa; Chordata; Actinopteri; Cypriniformes; Cyprinidae
Gene: plcd4a
Product: phospholipase C, delta 4a
Exons: 16
Coding region: 1142-3424 (760 amino acids)
Biological process (GO): intracellular signal transduction; lipid metabolic process
Molecular function (GO): phosphatidylinositol-4,5-bisphosphate phospholipase C activity; calcium ion binding
Source: RefSeq, a predicted model, not a curated record